Molecule: messenger RNA, 4356 nt
Organism: Diceros bicornis minor
Lineage: Eukaryota; Metazoa; Chordata; Mammalia; Perissodactyla; Rhinocerotidae
Gene: ABLIM3
Product: actin binding LIM protein family member 3
Exons: 24
Coding region: 204-2255 (683 amino acids)
Biological process (GO): cytoskeleton organization; lamellipodium assembly; cilium assembly
Cellular component (GO): stress fiber; actin cytoskeleton
Molecular function (GO): actin filament binding
Source: RefSeq, a predicted model, not a curated record
CUCUCCUAUUUCGCUUUGCUCGCCUUGGAAUCCGAGAGCCCAGACGAGGAGCAGGAUUCAUGAACCGGCCUCAGGGGCCCGGGCAGGGGCCUCUGGCUCCCGACGCUGGCCGAGAGGUGAUGAGUGAGGUCGGAAGAUCGGAAGAUUUACAAAGCCACCGGGGCCUCCGUUUUGAAUGAAAGACCCAGUGCAAAGGCAUCAUCAUGAACACGAGCAUUCCUUAUCAGCAGAAUCCUUACAAUCCUCGGGGCGGCUCCAGUGUCAUCCAGUGCUACCGAUGUGGAGACACCUGCAAAGGGGAAGUGGUUCGUGUCCACAAUAACCACUUCCACAUCAGAUGCUUCACCUGUCAAGUGUGUGGCUGCGGCCUGGCCCAGUCGGGCUUCUUUUUCAAGAACCAGGAGUACAUCUGCACCCAGGACUACCAGCAACUCUACGGCACCCGCUGCGACAGCUGCCGGGACUUCAUCACAGGCGAGGUCAUCUCGGCCUUGGGCCGCACCUACCACCCCAAGUGCUUCGUGUGCAGCUUGUGCAGGAAGCCUUUCCCCAUUGGAGACAAGGUGACCUUCAGCGGGAAAGAAUGCGUGUGUCAGACGUGCUCCCAAUCCAUGACCAGCAGCAAACCCAUCAAGAUCCGCGGACCAAGCCACUGUGCUGGGUGCAAGGAGGAGAUCAAACACGGCCAGUCGCUCCUGGCGCUGGACAAGCAGUGGCACGUCAGCUGCUUCAAAUGCCAGACCUGCAGCGUCAUCCUCACCGGGGAGUACAUCAGCAAGGAUGGCGUUCCGUACUGCGAGUCUGACUACCACUCCCAGUUUGGCAUUAAAUGCGAGACUUGUGACCGAUACAUCAGCGGCAGGGUCUUGGAGGCAGGAGGGAAGCACUACCACCCAACCUGUGCCAGAUGUGUACGCUGCCACCAGAUGUUCACUGAAGGGGAGGAGAUGUACCUCACAGGUUCUGAGGUUUGGCACCCCAUCUGCAAACAGGCAGCCCGGGCAGAGAAGAAGUUAAAGCAUAGGCGGACGUCCGAAACUUCCAUCUCACCCCCUGGAUCCAGCAUUGGGUCACCCAACCGAGUCAUCUGCGCUAAAGUGGAUAAUGAGAUCCUUAAUUACAAAGACCUGGCAGCUCUCCCCAAGGUCAAAUCCAUCUACGAGGUACAACGCCCCGACCUCAUUUCCUACGAGCCUCAUUCCAGAUACACGUCCGACGAGAUGCUGGAGAGAUGUGGCUACGGAGAGUCGCUGGGAACAUUAUCUCCUUACUCCCAGGAUAUCUACGAAAACCUGGACCUCCGGCAGAGACGGGCCUCCAGCCCAGGAUACAUCGACUCCCCCACCUACAGCCGGCAGGGCAUGUCCCCCACCUUCUCCCGCUCGCCUCACCACUACUACCGCUCUGGGCCCGAGAGUGGCCGGAGCUCUCCAUACCAUAGCCAGUUAGAUGUGAGGUCCUCCACUCCGACCUCUUACCAGGCUCCCAAGCACUUUCACAUCCCAGCUGGAGAAAGUAACAUCUACCGGAAACCCCCGAUCUACAAACGGCAUGGUGAUUUGUCAACAGCAACCAAGAGCAAAACAAGUGAAGACAUCAGCCAGGCCUCCAAGUACAGUCCAGUCUACUCGCCAGACCCCUACUACGCUGCAGAGUCUGACUACUGGACCUAUCAUGGGUCCCCCAAAGUGCCCCGAGCCAGAAGGUUCUCGUCUGGAGGAGAGGAGGAUGAUUUUGACCGCAGUAUGCAUAAGCUCCAGAGCGGAAUUGGCCGGCUGAUUCUAAAGGAGGAGAUGAAGGCCCGGUCCAGCUCCUAUGCCGAUCCCUGGACCCCACCCCGGAGCUCCACCAGCAGCCGGGAGGCCCUGCACACAGCUGGCUAUGAGAUGUCCCUCAAUGGCUCCCCUCGGUCCCACUACCUGGCUGACAGCGAUCCCCUCAUCUCCAAAUCUGCCUCCCUGCCUGCCUACAGAAGAAACGGGCUGCACAGGACACCCAGCGCGGACCUCUUCCACUAUGACAGCAUGAACGCCGUCAACUGGGGCAUGCGAGAGUACAAGAUCUACCCUUAUGAACUGCUGCUGGUGACCACAAGAGGAAGAAACCGACUGCCCAAGGAUGUGGACCGGACGCGUUUAGAGCGCCACCUGUCCCAGGAAGAAUUCUACCAAGUCUUUGGCAUGACCAUCUCCGAGUUUGACCGGCUGGCCCUCUGGAAGAGGAAUGAACUGAAGAAGCAAGCCCGGCUGUUCUAGGCAGAGGCUCUAUAAAUAUAUAUGCAUUUAUAUAAAGAUAUAUGUAAAAUCUCUAUACUGAAGCUCCGUAUAAUCCUCUCUUGUGGAAUGGGGCACACUGCCUGCCAUGAAACGUCCUUUUCUGUACUGUCAGGCAAGCCCACGUCAUUGAGAUAUUUUUAUGCUCCUUACUUUCUCUUUUCUAAGUGCAAUGGGGUUUGGGAAGGGAUUUGAGGGGACUCCCAUCCUUUUACUGGGGGACCCUUUUUAUACUGAAACAUCUGUCCUAACUUGAGUCCCCCAAGUUCCAACUCUCCUUCCUAGAGGAGGUGCCUGCAGAAGUCUCUCUUCUGUCUGCUCCUUGGCUCUUUUCCCCAGCUGACCAUGCAGCUUUCACACAUUACUGGCCCCAGAGGGGCCCCCCAUGGGAGGAUCCACAGUGGUCCCCCAAAGUCACAGAGCACCCUUGAGAGCCCUGAAGAGUUUUCUCAUCACCCGCAUUUAGGAGCUCGGUGCUCUCUGCGGGCAACGCGGUUGAAAGUGUGGGCCUCAGAUCUACUGGUUAUAGCAGUAAACAGAAGUGCAUAGGACCUUGGCCUCUCCUCAGCUCUUCAACCCUCCUCCUUCUGCCCUUGAUCCGAACCUCUCUCUGGUCCAAAUCUGCGACUCAUGGUAGGAAAAGAAAAGGCACUUCCCUUCCCUCUACCACUUCAAUCGCCCCCUAGCCCCGACUGGAGAACCGGAGGGAAGGAGUUGAAGCUGGAAGCAGGAGACAGAGCAGGGCAUCUGUUAGAAUUGGAGCUGUGGGACCUCUGAGGACCCUCCACUCACCCUCACUGCUCCCAGCACCUCCUGACCCUUCCCCUUUGUAGGAGAGGCCCAUGAUUGCAGCCGGUAUUCUUCAGCCUUACUACAAUCUAUGUGCCUGACAACUCAACACACCACAGGGCUAGCGUUCCCAUCACAGCUCACCUGAACAACUGGACAGGUGACCUCUAACACUCUUCUAAAGCUGAUAUCGACCACGUCCCAGAGAAAGGUUCUCAGUCUAUACCUGCUGGUCCCUGGGCUGGCAGGGCCUUCCAGCCAGACUCCCACCAGUCUGACUCCCACUGCAAAGUUGGCCAUGUUUCAUGGGGGAAACUUCGGAAGAAUGGAUGCUCAUGAGAUUCCAAAAUGAAGCAUUGGCCAACACUGUUCAUGAUCAUCCUGGAUCUCCCCAGAGGCUGGCUGUCCUGCCUCCUUGCCUUCUGGAACAGAGGAGAAAGCGUAACCUUUUCUCCUCCCCUCUCUAACCUUUGGCCCUGAGUUGCUGUUGUCUGGUGGGGUCUGUUUCUUCUUGGAGAUGCCGUGAGUCAGACCAUUUUGAGGUCUUGGAGGAACGACGAAGAAGUGGAAAUGACAGUUAUGUCUCUCAAGAGGCUGGGGAUGUGACGUGGCAAAUGUAGAACUGACUUCAACGAACCCUCACUAAGCACCUGCUGACGCUGAGCACCUGCUGUAUACUGAGCACUGAAUGGGGGAGGGAGAUGGGAACACAGGGACGAUCAACAUGAGCCGGUCUAGGGGGCGUGCCUGCUAAUAAUGGGUAUCAGAAGGCAUGUCCCCAAACAGGAUGGAUGUAAGGCAGAAAGUGAUAGGAGAUGGCGUGAGAAAGUGUUUGUGACAUUACUGAAAAGGCAUAUGCAGUCGGUGCAGACCAAGGAAAGCUUUCUGGAAGGGAUUGCAUUUGAGCAAAAUUCAGGACAGAUCUUUGUAAACUGGGAGAAGACUGUAACUUGAAAGGGUAAUAGGAUGAGGGGCCGGAAGGGAGGUCUAGGAUGCUCUCAUUUAAAAUGUCAAACCUCUCUGCCACUUCUCUUUUUGGCCAAUGUCUUUCAACUGUCCUAACCCUUUAGAAGUGUCCCCAGCCAGAUGCAAUCAUAGAAACUGCCUCAUUAUCACUGGUUGAGAACUUGGCGAGAUUGAAGGGCUUUUGUUAUUGUUGUUGGAUACUUUUGUUUCCCAUAAAAGCACAUAAUUUCAACCCAGACCUGUGUUCUUCUGUUGUGUCUAGUAUGAGUGGAAAUGAGUGACAUGGGAGGAGGCUGAACCAUGCACAUUUUUCAAAAUAAAAGAGACU